Molecule: messenger RNA, 652 nt
Organism: Macadamia integrifolia
Lineage: Eukaryota; Viridiplantae; Streptophyta; Magnoliopsida; Proteales; Proteaceae
Product: ubiquitin-conjugating enzyme E2 variant 1B-like
Exons: 4
Coding region: 100-474 (124 amino acids)
Biological process (GO): protein K63-linked ubiquitination; DNA damage tolerance
Cellular component (GO): nucleus
Source: RefSeq, a predicted model, not a curated record
AUUUUUUGUGGCUUAUUUGCAGUUCCUAGAAACUUCAGAUUGUUGGAAGAACUCGAGAGAGGGGAGAAGGGAAUUGGAGAUGGAAGUGUCAGCUAUGGAAUGGAUGAUGCUGAUGACAUAUUCAUGCGGUCAUGGACUGGGACCAUCAUUGGUCCUCCUAAUACUGUUCAUGAGGGGCGCAUCUACCAGUUGAAACUUUUCUGCGAUAAAGACUACCCAGAUAACCCACCAACUGUGCGAUUUCAAACACGGAUCAAUAUGACCUGUGUCAGCCAGGAAACUGGAAUGGUUGAACCUAGUCAGUUUCCAAUGCUUGCUGAUUGGCAGAGGGAAUACACAAUGGAGGACAUACUUACCCAGUUGAAGAAAGAAAUGAUGUCUCCUCAGAACCAGAAGCUGGCCCAGCCUCCUGAAGGCAAUGACGAGCAAAGGGUAGACCCAAAGGGGUUGGUGCUGAGAUGUUGUAUUCUCUAAAUAAUUGAAAUGAACCAACAGUAAUGUAUAUAAUAUCCAUGUAGGUCUUAUGGCUGGUCCUGUUUUCCUUCAAUUGUUGCUUGUGUCUAAAGAAAGCAGGGAAAAUUGGACCCUAGCCGAUCCAGCAUCUUGGAUUUGCUUGAUAUUUAGUGCAGUACUAAUAGUGACCUUCUGAAUA